AUGUCCAGCAGGAUUUUCUUCGCUUGUGUCUUUCUCUCUUUGUGUUGCGCAUCCUCCCCGCUGAGCUGCAGGUGGAUGGACCAUAAGUUCCGACAGUACAGCCAAAGCUCUUUAAAUUUGCUGGAUAUGCUGACUUACCCUUACACCAACCAGGAUGCUCAGGCGAGCAUUUGGCCUUUCCCUCAUCACCUGUACACCCAGGCCUCUAGAACAUCUGCUGAGGGUAAACUUGCCUUCACAGUUCAGAUCCUGAGGGAGGUGUCCGCCCUAAUUGUGGAAAACGACAGCUAUUCAUCAUGGGGGGAGAUCACAGUGGAGCAUUUUCUCAAUGUUGUCAACAAACAGGCUGAUGAACUCCAAUCUUGUGUUGGAGGAGAAUGGAGACCAAACAGGAGGCUGCACACAUACUUUAAGAGGCUUUCACAUGGCAUAUUUAGACAAAUGGGCCACAGCACUGAAGCCUCGGAGCUGAUCAGGAGAGAAAUCAAAGUCCACCUAUUCAGAGUGGACCACUUGGUUUCCUCUCUGUUCACCGCUAACUGA
Molecule: messenger RNA, 543 nt
Organism: Cyprinodon tularosa
Lineage: Eukaryota; Metazoa; Chordata; Actinopteri; Cyprinodontiformes; Cyprinodontidae
Product: interferon a3-like
Exons: 5
Coding region: 1-543 (180 amino acids)
Biological process (GO): response to exogenous dsRNA; defense response
Cellular component (GO): extracellular region
Molecular function (GO): cytokine receptor binding
Source: RefSeq, a predicted model, not a curated record